Molecule: messenger RNA, 591 nt
Organism: Letharia columbiana
Lineage: Eukaryota; Fungi; Ascomycota; Lecanoromycetes; Lecanorales; Parmeliaceae
Exons: 1
Coding region: 1-591 (196 amino acids)
Source: RefSeq, a predicted model, not a curated record
AUGAACUCAUACGCUGAGAGACUCGCCUCAUUCACGUCAUGGCCACAUGUGUGUCCAAGUGCCUCUACCGUAGCCCGUGCUGGCUUUCAUCGAGAAUACGACCCUACUUUUCCAUCUCCGGAUCUAACGGUGUGCUCACUAUGCGGUCUUGAUCCUUGUGACUGGUAUAGUGACGGUAGUCCAUUCGAUUUUCACGCUACUCGAUCACCGGAGUGUCCAUUUGUACGUGCAACACAGCAGAAAAAGAAGAACCGGAAUCAGAAGACUCGCCAGCAACAUAAGAGAAGGUAUCUACAAGCCGUCCAACAAGCCACUGCAUCUACUCAGCCAAUGACGAAACAAGAGGAGGAACUACAACAGGCAAAUGCGGAGAACGUUACGGAAAAACCAAGCGACGGCAAGGCCCCCCAGCACCAAGAACACGGCUCACCUCUCCACAAUUCCCCGUCAAAUCGCCACUCAGCAAGCGGAGAACGACACUACAAUUUGGCCUGCUAUCUCUGCGUGCCUCAGCCAUAUCACAUUGAUAUGGUACAUCACUGGAAUGACGUCACAAGAGGAGGAUCUACUGCGUCGAUCACAGCCAAUUAG